AUGGAGACAGAUCUGGUGAUCGAUGAGCUGAGCAGCGAGCCAUGGGGCACCCUUGUAGUGCCUGCCACCGCAGAAUUGCUCGGCGGACCCGAGACGACUACCUCCUACUUCAUCAAGUCCAAAUUCUCCUCUGCGUCCUACACUUUUCUCGUGACCGACUUGACGUCGGUGUGGGUGCAGUCUUGUGAUCGCGCCGACGUCAAACGACUCAAGCAGGAAUUCAAUCCCUUGGUCGAUACACCCGUGGCGCGCAUCCUCCUGCUCGUGAAGCAGUCGCUGGUGGACGUGGCCAUCGGGCGCAGGGAGCAUUCGGCUCAGGUCAAGCACCAGAUCGACCUCCAGGCCGAUGGACGGCUGUCGGUCCAGUUCUCGACCAAGAUCGAUUUCUACCGCUUCAAGUGGACCUUUGACUGCGCCCCGCUCACCGGCGAGGAGCAGCGGAUCGCAUUCCUGCGCACCUCCUUCCUGCAGCCGCUCCUCGUCAUCACCAGCGAGCUUCAGCAGCAGCUGCGCGAGCUGAAGAACAUCAUCGCCCUCAAGGAUGCGGAGAUCGCCGAGUACAGGUCCAAAGGCAUUAAGUUGCCCAAAGCUGUGCAGACGGCGCGCUUCGAUCCGGAGGGGUUUGAGGACCGGCGGCUGGCCUCGUCCAGCUUCAAGCGCACGCUACGGGAACCCACGUUCUCGUUGGACGACGUCACUGGCAAGAUUUACCAGAAGCUCACCGCCCACCACCAAGACCAAGAAGAAAAGAAGGUGUUGAGUCGCCAGGCCAGCUGUGCCUCUCUUCCGCUCUCCACGGAAUCUGCAUCCGCGCUCACGCCUUCCACGUUCGAGAGCUCAGGGUCGCUGAGCCCGGGCGAGAGCAAGCGCAAGCGUAUGCGGCCUGCCGCACAGCCUACGGUUGACGUGCCCUCGCUCUCGCUCUCCGAAGCCUCAGAUGAGGGUCCACAGAGCCAGCAGGACUGGUCCUCCCCCUCGCGGAGGAGCCCCGGUCCAGCGCGGGAGGCGGUGAACCCGCUGAGCUACCAGGAGUCGCCCGAGGAGACCAGCCGCAAGGUGGCCCUCCGCCAACGACUCGAAGCGCUGGCCAAGAAGAAGGAGGACAAGAAGCAGGUCAAGACCACCAAGCGCAAGUUCCAAUUCAUCUGA
Messenger RNA from Acanthamoeba castellanii str. Neff, 1149 nucleotides. RefSeq lists its product as uncharacterized. The record is from RefSeq and is a predicted model, not a curated record. The transcript has 8 exons. Gene Ontology annotation, molecular function: DNA end binding. Lineage: Eukaryota; Discosea; Longamoebia; Acanthamoebidae. Gene Ontology annotation, cellular component: DNA ligase IV complex; nucleus. Gene Ontology annotation, biological process: double-strand break repair via nonhomologous end joining. Bases 1 to 1149 code for a protein of 382 amino acids.